CGCCGCCCCGUAGGCCCUCGCGCGCCGCCCCGCUCCUCCGCCGGAUCGUCUGUGGGUGAGUCUCGAGCCAGGAGGCUCUGAGGCAGUGGCGAUUGGCUGACGCGGUGGCUGCGCACUCGGCCUGAGAAACUCGGCGAGCGAGCAGUGUCGACUCCCCGGGCUAUGCCAGGCGCAUCUCAGCUAAUCCAAAAGUAAAUGAGAAACUUAGAAAAAGAUUGCCAACUCCAAAUCAACAUAUUUAGAGAAAAUUGGAAAAGGAGAAGCUUACUACAGCUUUAUUUGAGGACUUUUUAAAGAACGCAGGGUUCUAUCUGUGAGCUGCAAAUCUUGGAGCAAAAACCAGAGACAUUGCCAGAGCAAACAAGAACAGAAAUACAAAUGGAGAACUGGUCAAAAGACAUAACCCACAGUUAUCUUGAACAAGAAACUACGGGGAUAAAUAAAAGUACGCAGCCAGAUGAGCAACUGACUAUGAAUUCUGAGAAAAGUAUGCAUCAGAAAUCCACUGAAUUAGUUAAUGAAAUAACAUGUGAGAACACAGAAUGGCCAGGGCAGAGAUCAACGAAUUUUCAGAUCAUCAGUUCUCAUCCAGAUGAUGAGUCUGUUUACAGCACUACUGAAAAAUACAACGUUAUGGAACAUAGACAUAAUGAUACGCAUUAUGAAUGUAUGACUCCUUGUCAAGUUACUUCAGACUCAGAUAAAGAGAAGACAAUAGCAUUUCUUCUAAAAGAAUUGGAUAUUCUCAGAACAAGCAAUAAAAAGCUUCAGCAGAAAUUGGCUAAAGAAGAUAAAGAACAGAGAAAACUAAAGUUUAAGCUGGAACUCCAAGAGAAAGAAACAGAAGCUAAAAUUGCUGAAAAGACAGCAGCUCUGGUUGAAGAAGUGUAUUUUGCGCAGAAGGAACGUGAUGAAGCUGUUAUGUCUAGACUGCAAUUAGCCAUUGAGGAGAGAGAUGAAGCAAUUGCACGAGCCAAGCAUAUGGAAAUGUCUCUAAAAGUGCUAGAAAAUAUUAACCCUGAAGAAAAUGACAUGACAUUACAGGAAUUACUGAACAGAAUAAACAAUGCAGACACAGGGAUAGCUAUUCAGAAGAAUGGAGCUAUAAUUGUGGAUAGAAUCUACAAGACCAAGGAAUGUAAAAUGAGAAUAACUGCAGAAGAAAUGAGUGCACUAAUAGAAGAACGGGAUGCUGCCUUGUCUAAGGCAAAGUUGUUAUCUAUGCAACAAGCCAGAGAAACUGCAGUUCAACAGUACAAAAAACUGGAAGAGGAAAUCCAGACCCUUCGAGUUUACUACAGUUUACACAAAUCUUUAUCUCAAGAAGAAAAUCUGAAGGAUCAGUUUAACUAUACCCUUAGUACAUAUGAAGAAGCUUUAAAAAACAGAGAGAACAUUGUUUCCAUCACUCAACAACAAAAUGAGGAACUGGCUACUCAGCUGCAACAAGCUCUGACAGAGCGAGCAAAUAUGGAAUUACAACUUCAACAUGCCACAGAGGCCUCCCAAGUGGCCAAUGAAAAAGUUCAAAAAAUUCUUGAUAGAUACAAAAUCAUCCAAUAAACUUCAGCUAGUUUUCAGCAUUACAUGCCGUUGAUUUGUCCAUUCCUCAGUGGAACUUCCAAAUCAUCUAAACCAGCUUGUGUGACACUAAGAAUACCCUCAUUCCUUUAGUGUCUAGCUCUGUGCUGUGUUUAUUUGCAGAGGACCCUCAUGCAUGGAUCCAUAUAAAUGAGGCAAACUGUGAAGCAGACUAGACUGUGCCGCUUACCGUAAAGUCUUUGAGAGAGGAAGAUUGUGUAUAUGAAAACUGCUAGGCAUGAUAUUUACUUAUAAGGAAGAUUUCUAUGUGUAUAACAUCAAGCAAGAUUUUUGGUUGAGGUUUUAUGCUUUCAGUAAAGAAAAUAAAAGAAGAAAACCAAUUAAUGGUCUGAUUCUAUCAUCUUUUGUCAAGCAUCUCUUACUGAUCCACAUGAAUGUGACCUCCCGCUCAUAGAGCAGUCUAAGAACACUGCAGAAUGGACUUCUGAACUUUUGACUCUCUUUUCAAUUUAAUUGACUAGUUUUUAAUCAACUAAAAAAAUCAUUUUCUUUGACUAAAAUGUCUAUGUAGGUAAUUUCUAGUGCAUCUAUGCUACUCAGAAAUAGAAACUUUUUUUUUAAUUAGAACAAAAAGUCUGGUUUUAUUAGUAUCAAAUCAUUGUGUAUAUUUAAAUUAUUUCCAUGCUACUGUAACUUGAAAUGUUUCCCACCUAACCACUAUUUCUGGCUUUAUGUUUAUCAGCUGAUUCUAUGAAAAGAUGGGAAUUUAGUACAUAGAAGUUACACAGUAUACCAACCAAUGAAUCACUUAUCUAAGUAACAGGUGAAGCAUUGCUGGUAUUUGUGUUUUGAAAUAUGUGCUUUUCUUAGGUAAAAUCAGUUUAUUCUACAUUUAAUAUGUGAUCCUGUCAUUGCAUAGUAAAUGAUCCAUUCACAACCUUAAUGCAAGUAGCUAAAUGUAUUGAAAUAAGUGUCUUAUAAACUUUGUGUGGCAUCUAAUGCUGACAUAAUUCAAGGAUCUGGGUUAAAGUUUGUGUCGUUGCUGGGUUUUUUUAACCUCAAAUACUUGGCACUCUGUAGCAGUGUCUCUCACAGUAAUGCUUUGUUUCUUAACAUGACCGUGAGGACUGCUUGGUCACAGGCAAAUACUGUCCUUUAUCAGCCAGGACAUUCUUAACAAUAAUUGCCCUUUUUUUCCCCUUCUCACCCCCAUCCCAACCCCAACUUAGGUUGGAAAGGCUGGUGGAUGUACUGAGGAAGAAGGUUGGAACCGGGACCGUGAGGACAGUGAUCUGAUUGAAAAAAAACGACAGUCUGGGGAAGCGAUCACAUCUGGUGACCAGGCUGCUUCAUUCAACACUGUGUAAACACUAAAGCCUUAACUUAGCAAACAGUUGUUAGAAGUGGGACACUCCAACCACAUUCCAAGCUGAGAUAAAAUCAAAUCACAAAUGUUUAACCACUUUGCUGCUGACUUGAGUUAUUUAUCCAAAUAUAUUAACUAUAGACUUUUACCAAUGGGUAGCUAUAAGGUUACAGCUUAUUUUGUAACUAUUUUAUAUCUCAAUAUCUUUCAUAUAAAUCUUUUUACUGAGAGAUCAUUAUAGAAACAUGUUAAAGUUGGUUAGGAUCAUAUCUUCACAUAUGGCCCUUUCUGAAUCAAAGUGCGGCAAAGUAAAUAUUGUCUAAGCUUUAAUCCACUGUGUUAGGUCAAAACUUCAAAUACAUGCAUUUUUCAAUAUAGGGUAUAUUUCUUAACUGAUGAGAGAGGCUUAAACAUGAGUGUGUAGUCUUCCUUCAAUGCAUGUAUGUAAUCUUUGUUAGUAUAAAAGAUAUUAAAUAUAGGUGCCAAGAAUUAAAUGUAUAAUUUGUUUAAUAAGAGAUGGAUAUAUUAAAAUUACAUUCAUCAAGGCAUGAUUUUUGUUUCACUACAAAUAAUGCAAACUGUUUUCAAUAAAAAGAGACUGUUAAUGUGUACUUAUAAA
Messenger RNA from Gorilla gorilla gorilla (western lowland gorilla), 3527 nucleotides. It is a transcript of the gene MIPOL1, whose product is annotated as mirror-image polydactyly 1. The coding region runs from base 379 to 1563 and encodes 394 amino acids. The record is from RefSeq and is a predicted model, not a curated record. The transcript has 12 exons. NCBI's taxonomy places the organism in Eukaryota, Metazoa, Chordata, Mammalia, Primates, Hominidae.